CAGUUGUGAGAGAGAGAGGGAGGGAGGGAGGGAGGAGAGAGAGGCACGCAGAAGCUUCCAAGGGACUCAUUCAUCGUCCAAUUCAAGAACGAGCUGUGAUGACUUCGAAUGGCUGAAUGAGUAAGAGAUUUGUUUGGAGCGCGAAAGGUUCGGCUCUAGCGCUUCUGAAGCAUUUCUGGGUUCGCCUCCGCUCCCUUGUUUAGUGUCGGUGUUGGUACAUUUCUGUAACCGGAGGUUCGGGCUGUACUUUUUUUCUUUCGAGUCCUGAAUCGAAUGAGAAAAGUUUGGAUUUUGCUGGGCUCAGUCUAUGUGGCUUGGAGCUCGUGAAUCGUUGUUUCUUUUGGAGAUUGUGAUCUGUCAUUGCUUUUUUUUUUUUGGGAGCUGAUCUGGGUUCUCUCAUAACGUUGCCCUUCUUGGUUCAUCUGGGUUAGUAAAGCUCCGUCGCUCCCCAGAACUGUGCUCUACUACUCUUUAUUGGCUGAUACUGAUGGUCUUCCUGUGACUCUGAGUGGCAAGAGUCUGGUGAUUCUGUUUGUGGUUUUGGGUUUGGCUCAAGAAUUGAUUUAGGCACUUGGGUUGUCCUCAAAAUCUGAUCUUCUUAGCUGGGAAGGGAAAUGUGGAGGUGUCCAAUGUGUUAAUGGAAUCCUCAAGAUUUUGACAUGAUUUGUGAAACUGGAGAUUGAUUGAUCUGUUGUCUGGGUUGUGCUGAUCUCAGAGAUGGCAAGUACUUCGCCAUCUCCGGAUGAAUCCCCCUCCACCGUGCCCCCACCAGCAACUACCAUCUCUCCACCGCCACAGCCUUCCUCUCCUCCACCACCUCCAGCUAACUCCCCCGCUACACCUGAUGCGAAUCCACCUGACUCCACCACCCCUUCAACCUUAUCACCACCGCCUCAGACUCCUCCAGUGACGCCAUCCCCUCUGCCGUCGGCACCGCCUCCUAAUACUAGUAGUACUUCAUCUCCACCUUCAUCUUCCCAAGCUCCACCCCCCUCAACUCCUUCCCCGUCAUCAUCAGAUCCUCCAGCAAGUCCGGCCCCGCCUUCGCCUCCUCCUCCUCCUCCUCCUCCAACUUCCCCACCGUCACCUAGUCCACCAGUUACUCCUUCGCCACCUGUCGCUACUCCUCCGACGAGAUUGCCUCCACCACCACCUCCACCAUCAGUGCCGCCACCGCGUUCACCACCUCCACCAUCAACUCCACCACCUGAGAUUUCACCUCCACCGCAACCGGCUGCAGAACCACCUAGUUCACCUCCACCACCAACAGAACCUCCUAGUUCACCUCUGCGGCCUUCUACAAAACCCCCUGAAAGUCCACCUUCGCCACCACCACUGCCACCAUCCAAUCCCCCUGAAAAUUCGCCGCUGCCGCCAUCAUCGCCACCAUCAAGUCCACCUCUAAGUUCACCUCCACCCCCAUCACCUGUGUCGCCCUCACCCAAAAGUUCACCUCCACGACCAACCUCAAAUCCAUCAAAAGGCUCACCUUCCCCUCUGGCAUCAGUUCCUCCGGCUAAACCACCUCUACCUCCUAGGGUUAGUUCCCCACCUCCCAGUUCUCCACCAACUCCGCCUUCUAAUUCUCCUCCAAUCUCAGCACCUCCACCUUCUCUGUCAGGUCUUUCUCCACCUCCCACUCCUGUCCCUUCAACCCCUUCUUCUACUGGUCCAACUGCAAGCAACAAUACUAAUUCAACUUCCAAUUUCAAUCACAAAGGGAAUUCUGGUUCUGGAAUAGGAACAGUUGGCACAGUGGCUAUUGUUACGGUAGUGGGAUUCAUCCUCAUCAGCCUUAUUGGAUUUGCUGUCUGGUGCAUAAGAAAACGAACGAAAAAGGUGACUAGACUUACUGGAGUCUACAUCGUGCCAUCACCCGGGGCCUCUUCCCCUGGAACAGAUUCAUCUGUUAUCAAGACACAUUCUGCUGCACCCCUCCUCGGAAGUAGUUCGGGGAGUGAUGCUUACUCGCUAAAGGAGCAGGGGGGGAUUGGAAAUUCCAGGGCAUGGUUUACGUAUGAAGAGCUGGUCAAGGCUACCGAUUGUUUUUUAUCUCAAAAUCUAUUGGGUGAGGGUGGCUUUGGUGCUGUCUAUAAAGGAUUCCUUCCAGAUGGGAGAGAGAUAGCUGUAAAGCAGCUAAAAGUUGGUGGUGGGCAAGGGGAUCGAGAAUUUAAAGCUGAAGUUGAAAUCAUCAGUCGCAUUCACCAUCGCCAUCUGGUGUCGUUAGUCGGGUACUGCAUUGCUGACACCAGAAGGUUGCUUGUGUAUGACUAUGUGCCUAAUAAUACCCUCUACUUUCAUCUUCAUGGAGAAGGUAGGCCAGUGCUGGACUGGGCAACACGUGUUAAGAUUGCUGCUGGCGCUGCUCGUGGAUUAGCUUACCUUCAUGAAGACUGCCAUCCUCGUAUUAUCCAUAGAGACAUCAAGUCGUCAAACAUUCUUCUAGAUAAUAACUUCGAAUCUCGGGUAUCAGACUUUGGACUUGCCAAAUUAGCUCUUGAUGCAGAUACACAUAUCACUACACGUGUGAUGGGAACUUUCGGAUACAUGGCUCCUGAAUAUGCAUCAAGUGGCAAAUUGACCGAGAAAUCUGAUGUUUUCUCUUUCGGAGUUGUGCUUCUGGAGCUGAUAACUGGACGGAAGCCUGUGGAUGCAUCACAACCCUUGGGAGAUGAGAGUUUAGUUGAAUGGGCUCGACCUUUACUGAGCCAUGCACUUGAUAAUGAAGAAUUUGAGGCUUUGGCAGAUCCAAAGCUUGAAAGAAAUUAUGUUGAAGCUGAAAUUUUCCGGAUGAUGGAAGCUGCAGCUGCUUGUGUGCGACAUUCAGCUGCCAAGAGACCUCGUAUGGGACAGAUUGUGAGAGCAUUUGAUAGUUUGGCUGCUUCCGACUUAACCAAUGGAAUGAGACUAGGAGAGAGCGAGCUGUUUAAUUCCGCUCAACAAUCUGCAGAAAUCAGAUUGUUUGAGAGGAUGGCUUUUGGCAGCCAAGAUUACAGUACAGAAUUCUUUAGCCGGAGUAGCUCGAAUAGUUGAAGGACGGUUUUGGUAAAUAUUGUGAGAGGAUUGCAUCAAGAGAGUUUGUCUUGUCUGAGCUGUGGCUCUUAAGAGCUUGUCUGCUGGUAAAGGGCAAAACUCACUCUCUUGGACCUGUAAGUAGGUUUCUUCAUAAAGUCGAGUGGUGCACUGCCUUACUGCAAUUUUUUUAGGGUAGCCAGUAGUAUUGCAUAUCUUCUAUUGCCACCGAGGUUUAGGGUGGUGUGAAAAUCUCAUUGAUUCAAUUUUGUUCAUUGUAUUCAAAUUCAAACUCGUGUAAUUAAUCUCCACAAUAUCUUACUGCGUCCCUGUGCU
Molecule: messenger RNA, 3348 nt
Organism: Syzygium oleosum
Lineage: Eukaryota; Viridiplantae; Streptophyta; Magnoliopsida; Myrtales; Myrtaceae
Product: proline-rich receptor-like protein kinase PERK9
Exons: 8
Coding region: 718-3033 (771 amino acids)
Biological process (GO): protein phosphorylation
Molecular function (GO): protein kinase activity; ATP binding
Source: RefSeq, a predicted model, not a curated record